Drechmeria coniospora is the source of this 513-nucleotide messenger RNA. RefSeq lists its product as uncharacterized. Lineage: Eukaryota; Fungi; Ascomycota; Sordariomycetes; Hypocreales; Ophiocordycipitaceae. The record is from RefSeq and is a predicted model, not a curated record. The transcript has a single exon. The coding region runs from base 1 to 513 and encodes 170 amino acids.
AUGCUGUGCAGGACAUGCACGGUACACUGCUGUGCUGUAUGCGUGCCAAAUUCUGCACAAGAUGCUCUACAGGAUGCUCUACAGGAUGCUCUACAGGAUGCUCUACAGGAUGCUCUACAGGAUGCUCUACAAGAUGCUCUACAGGAUGAUCUACAAGAUGCUCUACAAGAUGCUCUACAAGAUGCUCUACAAGAUGCUCUAGAAGAUGCGCUACAGGAUGCUCUACAAGAUGCCCCACAAGAUGCCCUACAAGAUGCUCUACAAGAUGCCCUACAAGAUGCUCUACAAGAUGCUCUACAAGAUGCCCCACAAGAUGCCCUACAAAAUGCUCGACAAGAUGCUCUACAAACUGCCCUACAAGAUGCUCUCCAAAAUGCUCUACAAAAUGCUCACAAGUCUCCAAGAUGCUCACAAGAUGCCCACGAGAUGCUCCACAAGAUGCUCCAGCCAUCUACAGAUGCACUGUACUGUAUAGUAAUGGAAUCACAAGGAUUCGCGUCGCCAUGCUGUUGA